AUGAACCAACCUACUCCGUCAGAACAGUCACCUCAGAACCGCCAAUUCCGUCGUGGUCACAAGUACAGCGCUUCGACACCCGCUGACAUGCAGGCCUACGCAAACAGACCGCUGCCACCUCUUCCUCCUACAUCAACAUCCUCUGCCCCAAGAGCCAUGACUCCUCAGCCUCGUGGAAAGGGCUCCGCGACCGCGCCGGCGUCGUUGCCAGCCUUUGCCUUUCAAGCAUCGUUUCCCAUUAAUCGGAGAAACAAUACUCGGACAGAAAUGUCUAGCUCUGCCCCGCGGCGACUCCCCUCGGUGACGGUCUCAUCUUCACCCAAGUCUGGUCACUUUCAUAGGAACAGCUAUUCGGGAUCAACGUGGUCUCGCCGCUCUUCGCAGCAGAAGAUUUACCAACUCACUGGUAUGGACGUGGAUGUAAUGGAUGAGCAAUCCUUCCGUUCGGGAGGCGCGGACUCAGACUCGUCUUCUACAGGAUCGGGGGUGAGAUUAGACGAGCCAGUGACCUACGAGACUCCAGAUUAUCAUUUGGUGCCAGUGUUGGAGACUGAUGUAGAUGAGUCCUCUAGCAGGGGAAGCUCAUGGGGUCCCAUGUCUCCUGACCUGUCUAUUGUGCCGCCACCGCUGAGCAUUCACAAACAACCAAUGCGUGACGGAAGUGAGAAGCAGUUUGGAAGUUUGAGCGGUUCGUUUGCCCAGAUGCACUUGGAUGAGGGGCCAAUCCGCCCGUGGGACCCAGCCUAUGGUCAAUUCAGCGACUAUGCAGCUGCAGGAGAGUAUCACGAGUUUGCGGCUCAGCUUGCAAGCAGAGACUCUUGCCAGCUCAGCGACAGUUCUUUGCAGCUCCCUACACCAAACAAGAAGAAGAGAUCAUCAUUGAGCCUAGCAUUGGCGGCUGCUUCACGAUUCCGCCGCCGAGAAACUCCUCAGCCUAUUGACAUUGUCGCGGCAAAACCCAAACAAAAGAGCUUGUUCAAGGGAUCUCGGCAGCCAAAGCAACCGGAGGAAUCUGUGUCGCAAUCCCCAUCACCGAAUGCCCAUGACACAUGCAGGAUCAGUGCGCCUUCGCUCCCACGCUCAGCACCCUCUACACCAAUACUUGCCUUGGCCACAGCACCACCUCCCAGACCGAGUCCCGCCCCGCCUCUGAUGAGCGCAUGGGAUAGCGACUCUGAUGAUGAUGGUGAUGACGGCCACGUCAUGUCCAACCUUAAAGACUGGCUUGCCAACCGAACCUCGGAGGAUGGCAAGCUUCAUAGACGCACGUCAAGUACCUCUCGUAUCGGGUCAGAUGGUCAAUUUACAGGCCUCAAGCAGGAUCAGAUGCGCGAAUCAAUCAUCCGCCCGUCUGACAGACACAAACAGAUCCUGAUGGAGAAGGCGGCGAAGCGACGAGAACAGAUGAAGCUGCAAAUGAAGGUCGUUCCGGGGUCGAUUAUGUUGCGCAAUACCCAUUACUAA
Messenger RNA from Metarhizium acridum CQMa 102, 1464 nucleotides. RefSeq lists its product as uncharacterized. NCBI's taxonomy places the organism in Eukaryota, Fungi, Ascomycota, Sordariomycetes, Hypocreales, Clavicipitaceae. The record is from RefSeq and is a predicted model, not a curated record.